UCUCCCGCCUCCGCGCCCGCCAGUUCACUCACCGCUCGCACACACGACGCACGCGCUAUCCGCUACGAGUGUACAGUGAUCAAAAUGGUGAAGUUCGAAGGAGACUUCAGUAUAAAUUCGAUUCUAAUGAAUCAUGCCGCGUCCAAGCCGCCGGCUUCGCCCUCGCCGACGCUGUCUACGGACGCGUCGCCCUCCGCGGACCUCAGCGACUCCGAGCUGGACGUGACCGGCACCGAACCCGUCGACUGCACCAAACCCAAAGACGACGACAAGGACAAGAAGCACGAGAAACCCGCCUACAGCUACAACGCGCUCAUCAUGAUGGCCAUCAGGAACAGCCCCGAGAAGCGGCUCACGCUCAAUGGAAUCUACGAGUAUAUCAUGACCAACUUCCCGUACUACAGGGAGAACAGACAGGGCUGGCAGAACUCCAUCCGCCAUAACCUCAGUCUGAACAAGUGUUUUGUGAAAGUGCCGCGGCAUUACGACGACCCCGGCAAGGGUAACUACUGGAUGCUGGACGCGUCGGCGGAGGAUGUGUUCAUCGGCGGCACGACCGGCAAGCUGCGGCGGCGGUCCGCGCUCAACGGCCGCUCGCGGCUGGCGUGCUUCAAGCGGCCUCUGUUCCCCGGCGCGGCGCUGCCCGGAGCUUACCCGCCGGCAUCCUACUCGCAGCUAGUUGGGCUGUACUCUCAACUGCUGUACCAAAGGUACGCGCCAAUGCAAAUGAAGACCCCGCCCGUGGCCCCCAGUGCAGUGCAUCCCGCGUUCCGUGACUCUGUGUCGUACGGCAGCCUGCCGUACUCCCCGGCAAUGUACGAGCGGCUGCCAUCGGCGCCGUUCCUCAGCCAGACGGCGCUGCUGCAAAGCGGUCCCCUCGCGCAGACGUCGGCCAUGCUGGCGCAGACGUCGCCGCUACUACCACCGUCGCCGCCGAUGCUGCACUCGCCUCCACCGUCGGGUUCGUCGAGUCCGGAGCUGCCGUCGCCUUCGCACCACGCCCUCACGCCGCACAUCUACAAGCCGGUGACUGUGCUGACGCGGCAGUGACUCUCGCGAUCUGAUGCUGAGCCAGUAACAGUGUUCUGACGUUUUAUUUAUCUGUGAUUUAGUUAUUAGUGUGGGACCAGUGGACAGGUAAUCUCCACAGUGCCACCGCCGAGCGUUAGCGAGCGCCGCGGUGCGCCGGCGCACAGCGGUGUCCAUAUCGACCUAGCAUUCCGCUAUUGUAAACACUUCCAAAGUUGUAUAUUUAUUUAAUAUAGAUAGGUUUAAGUUGAGAGUAUUAUAAUAAAACUAAAGUAUUGUUCGCCCUUUAAA
Molecule: messenger RNA, 1320 nt
Organism: Manduca sexta (tobacco hornworm)
Lineage: Eukaryota; Metazoa; Arthropoda; Insecta; Lepidoptera; Sphingidae
Gene: Foxg1
Product: fork head domain transcription factor slp2
Biological process (GO): regulation of transcription by RNA polymerase II
Cellular component (GO): nucleus
Molecular function (GO): DNA-binding transcription factor activity; sequence-specific double-stranded DNA binding
Source: RefSeq, a predicted model, not a curated record